AUGGAUACGAAAGAUUCAAAUAAACGUAGUUUUAGUCUUUUUGGAAAUUAUAAUUUACAUCAACCGACAAUAGAUGUGCCCGUUCAUUCAACGCCCGGUACAAAUACUUUAUCACCUUAUUUAAAUUUCGAUCCCACCGUGUUGAAUUCGGGUAAAUCUCAAUUUAUUUUGCCUGAAGGACAAAAAGAAAGACGUGGCAGACUUGAAUUAAUGUUUUUCACUAUUGGUGGUUCAGUUAUUGCUGGAAGUGUAGUUGGUAGUGCAUCUGGAUUAUAUCGUGGAUUACGUGGAACUCGAGAAUUAACUGGUAGUGUAAGAACUUCAUCAAUUAUUAAUUAUGUUUCUCGUCAAGGUGCUACUACUGCUUCUGCGAUGGGCACAAUUGCAUUAAUCUACAGUUUAUUUGGUACCGGUAUAAGUUGGGUACGUGAUGCCGAUGAUGAAUUAAAUACGGUUGUUAGCGGUGGUCUUACUGGUCUUCUUUAUCGAUCAACAGCGGGUUGGAAAGGUGCUUUAAGAGGCAGUCUUUUUGGUUUAGGAUUGUCAUCUUUAUAUGUGUUCGUUACUUCCAAAGAACGUCUUCAGCCAUAUAUAUAG
This is a messenger RNA of Rotaria socialis, 597 nucleotides long. Lineage: Eukaryota; Metazoa; Rotifera; Eurotatoria; Philodinida; Philodinidae. The record is from the annotation of a GenBank genome assembly.